Molecule: messenger RNA, 504 nt
Organism: Peronospora matthiolae
Lineage: Eukaryota; Oomycota; Peronosporomycetes; Peronosporales; Peronosporaceae
Source: the annotation of a GenBank genome assembly
AUGAAAGAUUUUUAUCUCCGCGCACUCUUCGCUGCCAGCGUGCUGUCCACCAUCUCUGACCGCGCGUAUGGUGGUAUUGAGCCAGAUCCUGUGGCUUAUGGCGCUCGUACCCUUGAACGAGAGGCGGUCUACAGACAGCUGAGGGCCCGUGACGACGUCAACACCCUGCGAGAAGAACGAUUUAAAGUGGAGAAAAUUGAAUUGGAACUUAAGGCUGCUCUCGAAGCGGCUCACAAUUUGUACUUUCCUCCACCCGCCGCAGUUGAGGCGACUACUCGCCUCGGGCUUGUGGACAGCGUCAUCAUGCCUGACCGGCCUACCAUGCUUUUGCCGGGUAUGUCCCACGACGCUGCCGUUGCUUCUCUGGAAAACAUACCUAUAGUGGACGCAAUACGUGAGCUCUCACGAGCGUAUAAAUACCCGCAAACCGAAAAAUUGGCUGCCAAGAUCUAUGAAAAAGUGCAAGAUCGUGCAAUUCGUCAGGCCGAGGCUUGGGGGAUCUGA